This is a messenger RNA of Kwoniella shivajii, 717 nucleotides long. RefSeq lists its product as uncharacterized. The record is from RefSeq and is a predicted model, not a curated record. The coding region runs from base 1 to 717 and encodes 238 amino acids. Lineage: Eukaryota; Fungi; Basidiomycota; Tremellomycetes; Tremellales; Cryptococcaceae. The transcript is spliced from 7 exons. Gene Ontology annotation, cellular component: cytoplasm. Gene Ontology annotation, molecular function: alcohol dehydrogenase (NAD+) activity.
AUGACUACAGUACUGAUUUCAGGAGGAAACCGAGGUAUCGGACUCGGUCUAGUGCAAAAAUAUGCUGCCAGGGAUAACUACACGGUCGUAGUCACCGCUAGAGACCCAAGCAGGAUGCCUAAAGUGGAUGUAGGAUCAGGAUCAAAAGUGGUGGUCGUCACGAUGGACCAAGCGAAGAAAGACGGUUGUCUUCAGGCUGUCGAGGAGAUCAAAUCAAAAGGCAUAACUCAAUUCGAUGUUGUUAUCUGUAACGCCGCGACCUUGUUGGUAGAAGGAUACGCGAAACUUCGUGAUGUGCCCCUCUGGGCGUUCGAGGAGCAUUGGCGAGUCAAUGUCCUUGGUUUCCUUGCAUUCUUCCAAGCUACCGUUCCAUACGUUAAGAAGGGAGGAAAAUUCAUUUUCAUCUCUUCUGGAUCAGCCACCAUAGAUCAAGUUCCAAGAGGAUACGAGGUCACAUAUGGUAUUAGCAAGUCUGGGGCGAGUUAUUUGGGUCACUUUGCUCAUUAUGAAGAACCCGAUCUCGUCAUCUUCCCUCUCGAUCCAGGAUGGACUCAAACUGAUAUGGGUAAAGCGUCCGCUAAGAAUGCUGGCGUGGACUUGCCUCCAUUAACUAUUGAUGAAUCAACCACCGGAUUAAUCAAAGUCAUCGAUGAGUCGACCAGGGACACCCACGGUGGUAAGCAAAUGAGAUAUGAUGGCGCUCAAAACAAGUGGUAA